GGGACGCCGUGGAGGAGAAAGAAAAACGUAGUGGACAAAACACAAUGGCGACAGCGGCAACUGGAGCUGGCGGAACGGGUUCGAGUGGACCGGCGACCGGUCCAGUGGGCGGCGGCGCUGCCGUGGGUCGAAAGAAGGACGGGGGCCCGUCUUCGAAAUUCUGGGAGAGUUCUGAAACGGUAUCUCAGCUGGAGACAGUUCGGUUGUGGAUCGCCAAGCACUACAAAAAGCAUGUCCAGAACGACUCUCCCUCAAGCAAGUCGCUGGCCGGCCUGGUCGUCCAGUUGCUGCAGUUCCAGGAGGAUGCCUUUGGUCGAAGGGUCAACAACCCCGCCCUCACCAAGUUACCGACCAAGAGUUUCCUGGAUCUUAAGGCCGGUGGUGCUCUUUGUCACAUCUUGGGCUCGGUUUACAAGUUCAAGAGUGAGCAGGGCUGGCGUAGGUUUGAUCUCCAGAACCCCUCCAGGAUGGACCGUAACGUGGAGAUGUUUCUUAACGUGGAGAAGUCCCUGGUUCAGAAUAACUGUCUGACUCGACCGACGGUCUUCCUGUCCACCGACAUGGAACAGAAGCAAGCCAAUAAGCUCAAAGACAUCAUCAAGAGGCACCAGGGCUCCAUCACUGAGGAUAAGUCGAAGGCAACCCACCACAUUUACCCCUCUCCUACCCAGCAAGAAGAUGAGGAGUGGCUUCGUCCAGUCAUGCGCAAGGACAAGCAAGUGCUGGUGCACUGGGGCAUGUCCCCCGACAGCUAUGACACCUGGGUGGCCGUCGGCGAGGUGGACGGAGACGUGGAGGACCCCCCGAGCGCAGAGAGACCCUGGAAGGUCCAUGCCAAGUGGGUGCUGGAUACAGAUGCCUACAACGAGUGGAUGAACGAGGAGGACUAUGAGGUGGACGAGAACAAGAAGCCUGUCAGCUUCCGCCAGAGGAUCUUCCCCCGGGAGGAAGAAUCUUCCCGUACGCCCGACCGCAAGGAGCGCAAGGCCAACUCUGCCGGCAAGAAGAGACGCCGCUCUCCCUCCCCGCCAACCACCCCUGCAGAGUCCCGCAAGAAGGGAGGAAAGAAGGGGAACCCCGGGGCUCACUGGAAGCGGCGCAGCCACCGCGGGGGGGAGGAGGAUGACACAGAGGAGGACCUGAGCAAAGACCUGGACGACUCCUCCACCAACCCCACCCUGGACGAGACCAGUGGCACCAAGAACGAUGACAUGGAGGACGACUCAGUUCUGUCUGGUGGAAAGGAGGACGAGGAGCAGAGCAAGGCGGAGGUCAACCGACUGAUGGACUCCGAGGACAACGUCACAGAGCAGACUCACCACAUCAUCAUCCCCAGUUACGCUGCCUGGUUUGACUACAACUGUAUCCAUGAAAUUGAGAGACGUGCCCUGCCAGAGUUUUUCAACGGGAAGAACAAGUCGAAAUCCCCAGAGAUAUACCUGGCCUACCGCAACUUCAUGAUCGACACGUACCGCCUCAACCCCCAGGAGUACCUCACAUCGACCUCCUGCCGCCGCAACCUGACGGGGGACGUCUGCGCCGUCAUGAGGGUGCAUGCGUUCCUGGAGCAGUGGGGUCUGGUGAACUACCAGGUGGACUCUGAGAGCCGCCCGCUCCCCAUGGGACCGCCCCCAACCCCCCACUUCAACGUCCUGGCCGACACCCCCUCGGGACUUAUCCCCCUCCACCACAGACCCCCGCAGAUUCCUCCAGCUCAGCCCAUCAUGAACUUCUCGGAGAAGAACAAAGACAAACCCACCGAUAUGCAGAACUUUGGCCUGCGCCCCGACCUGUACGCCAAGAAAAACCUCAAGGGCAAGGGACCCACCUCCGGCCGGGAGUGGAGCGAACAGGAGACCCUGCUCCUCCUGGAGGCGCUGGAGAUGUACAAGGACGACUGGAACAAGGUGUCGGAGCACGUGGGCUCCAGGACCCAGGACGAGUGCAUCCUGCACUUCCUGCGGCUGCCCAUCGAGGACCCCUACCUGGAGAGCACGGAGGCCACCCUGGGCCCCCUGGCCUAUCAGCCGGUGCCCUUCAGCCAGUCGGGGAACCCCGUCAUGAGCACCGUGGCCUUCCUGGCCUCCGUGGUGGACCCCCGCGUGGCCUCGGCCGCCGCAAAAGCAGCGCUCGAGGAGUUCUCGCGUGUGCGUGAGGAGGUGCCGGCCGAGCUGGUGGAGGCGCACGUGAAGAAGGUGCAGGAGGCGGCCAGGAGCACCGGCAAGGUGGACCCCGCCUUCGGCCUGGAGAGCAGCGGAAUCGCCGGCACUGCCCCCGAGGAACCGGAGAAAACCGAGAGCCAGGAAGCAGAGAAGAUGGAUACCGACUCCGACUCGCAGCAGGGGGAUAAGGCGGAGUCCAAGGACGAGGCGGAGAAGCCCAGCGAGUCCGCCGAGAAGAGGGACGACAAGGCGGAGGGCGGGGAGAAGGUGAAGAAGGAGGCGGGCGAGGCCACGGAGCGCCCGGAGCCAGAGGCCGAGGGGGCGGAGGUCAAGGCCGCCGGCGCCGCAGACAAAGACAGCGAGGAGGCCAUGGAGACGUCGUCCGAGAAGGGGAAGGGGAAGGAGAAGGAGGAGAAGAGUCGAGAGGAGGAGGACGACGAUGAGGAGGAGGAGGAGAAGGGCGAGGGAGAUGAGGAGGAGGAGGAGGAUGAGAAGAAGAAGCUGGAGCUGGAUGUCGGAGAGGGGAACAUCGCCACCGCCGCGGCUGCCGCGCUGGCCUCAGCCGCCACCAAAGCCAAGCACCUGGCCGCGGUUGAGGAGAGGAAGAUCAAGUCCCUGGUGGCCCUGCUGGUGGAGACUCAGAUGAAGAAGCUGGAGAUCAAGCUGAGGCACUUUGAGGAGCUGGAGACCAUUAUGGACCGUGAGAAGGAGGCCUUGGAGCUGCAGAGGCAGCAGCUGCUGACGGAGCGGCAGUCCUUCCACAUGGAGCAGCUCAAGUACGCUGAGAUGAAGGCCCGCCAGCAGAUGGAGCAGCAGGCUGCAGCCGCCGCCGCUCAGGGACAGGGCCCCGGGCACCACGGGGGACCCCCGCCCGCCAUGCACUCCGGAUACCCCCCCAUGGGGCAUCACGCCAUCGGCCCCCACCACCCUGCAGGACCAAUGGGACCAGGGCCCGUCCAAGGGCGUAUGAUGUCCGGGCCCCCACCUGGCGGCCCCCCACCAGGCAGCAUGCCACCCAUGAUGGGCCCCCGGCACCCAGGUGCACCCAAUGGCAUGUAUCCAGGACCGUCGGGUGAUGGGAUAGUGGCAGUCCCCACAGGUCCUCCAGCGCCCCCUGCUGCACGAGUGGCAGAUAACUAGGACACUCAAACACAUGCAUACACUCACACUCACUCUCACUAACUAUCUGACGCGAAUAAUGGCCUUCCUUCCUGACUAAAAAUAUUUCUUUCCCACUCCUCAAAAAUGACGAUAGCUUCUUAUUUUAGACACACAUUUACUCUCAUACAUACACACACACACACACACACACACACACACACACACACACACACACACACACACACACACACACACACACACAGGGCUCAAAGACAAGGCUGACCGAAGCUUCCAUGGCUCCAUCUGUCCUACAUACCCACAUCCGUGCAUGCACAUACCCCCCCCCCCCCGGCUUCUCUCAGGGCACAGCGGCGAGGGUCGUUUAGUAAACACUGUUUUGUACUCUGCUAUGGCCUCAUGGACGCUCAUCCGCAGAGUCAUCCCUAUUUAAUGAACUAGGGAGGAUGACACGAUGAACCCCCCCCCCCCCAUCGCUUAUUUACCUCCUAAUGAUGCUGUAGACUCCCACCCCCCAUCCCUUCUCUCUCAGCCUCCCUUUGUAAAGACCCCGAUGCUCGAACACACAUACACACACACCAUCACACACACAUAUACUGUCUCGCUCUCUUGCUUGUCCUCUGUGAUCCUUUACCUUACCACCAGGGGGAAGAGGGUGAGACUGUUGUUACCCAAGAGUUCAGAUACGUCAGUAGUGUGGCAAUCAUGUGGAAUAGGGGAUCAAUCCAAUGAACACGCAUACACACGAAAACACUGGCUGAGUAUCUACCUCUACGCUUCUGCAAAAAACAAUACACUGUAGGUGUGUGUGUGUUGUUGGUGGGGGGGAUCCAUUCUAUUGAUCGAAGGGUGUGGUUAUUACACAAGCCAACCACCCAUCCGUAACACACUUAAACACACCCAAUUCUGGAUUCUGUUCCCUGUAGACUGGCUGGUCACAUCGCAGUGCGUAUCAGAAGCACAUGUGGUGCCAUCUCGGCUUCUGACUGAAUCACUACUGUAUCUGUCACGUGUACUCUCCUGGUGCACCGGGCACUACUGGAUCUGUAACAUGCGCUAUCCUCUCGCCAGUGCACUGCUGUGUCUGUACACGUGCACGGUGGUCAUCCACAUGCUGAUGAUAAUGAGCCUACUACUCAUACAAGCUUACUUCGCUCUGCACCCCCCCCCUCCCCCCCAACACCGCCUACCUCUCUCACACACACACUCCCCACACACACAGGGCUUGAUUACAACAGUCUUAUUCCACUCACGAGCUUGACGGGGAAAAUGGGUCAACCCAAGCUAACAUGUUCGUAUAUACUCAUAGUUUAAGUACGUGUGUUACUACAUGUGCUUAAUAUGUACAUAUGUCCAUCAAAGUUCUGCCAAUAUAUGUACUUGUCAAAUGGCUAAUUAUAUCAACUAUUACAUUUUACAUGUUUCAUAGCUGGACUGAGAUGUUGUAAUCAGAGUACGGGAUUGAAAAGCAAAUGCCAAAUGCAAACUUUUUGAUUAUUUGCAGUACUUAAGGUAGUGGUACGUGGUGGGCUUAUGCCUUUAGCUCCACCUCCAACCCCCCCCCCCCCCUGUCCCCCCGUCCCCCCUGCUGUUUUCUCGCUAGUACUGUUAGCAACUCUCUGCUACCUCCUCUUCGCUCCUGGCCUAGCUACCUCUCGUUAGAGCUCUUCCUCUCGCUAAGCGCUACCUCUCUGACGUGGCCGCGCGACGGCCUAGCUUUCCUGCCGCCUCCCACAAUGCUGUGCGCUUCCAGACCCAACGGAACGCUAGCACGUUGGCCACCGGCCUCCGGCGCCGUUCUCCGUCAGGAAGGAGAAACGCUUUCACCCGCGCACACACAUACACACGCAUAAACAUACGACACAUGUGCACACAUUUUUCGAUGACACAAUUUUAACGUACCCCCUAACUGAACUUUCCAGGCUGUUGAAUAUUUGUCCUGGAAGGAAAAGCCAGGAACCCCCUUCCAUAUGUAAUACUUUUUUGGCUACUCUUUUUGUGUUUAUGGUAAUGUAUUUUUGAUGAAUAAACUUUGUGUAGACUGAGCUCUCAUUGUUCUUCAGAAUAUUUGUAGCAGUUGUUUUUAUUUUUUUUAUGUUUUUCUUUUUUUUUCUUUGCGUUUGUCUUUUUAUGGGGUCUGGACCUACACACUGUCAAAUAAACGUUUUUGUAUGAGCGCCACGUCUGGAGUCGGUAAUUUCAGUCCACUCUCGUGUCUGCUCUCGUAUCCCUCCAACAAGCCAAAUGUUCCUUCAGUCUGCAGUUCAUGUACAAAUACAUUGGCCUUUACUUAAACGCCAAUACCUGCUAAUGCGCUUAAAAACUGAUAACAUUUUUGAAUGUCACUUGCUCUAGAAAGGUUCUGCUAAACUUGGAAGUUGCUCCUGACACUUUCCACACUGUCAGAAAAGUGGUGCUAAAUGUGAGUUAUUGGAAGGUAUUUUAAUGACCUCAAACUAUUUGGCAUAGCCCAGUGCAAUAAACCCAUUAAUCAAUUGGCUUUCAGGCCAGAACAUUAUCAUGGACUGUGCCAUUCUGCAGUGAAUGUGAAUCUUGAUUGUAGUCAUAUCUUUGCUCUUUCAUUUGAAGCAUUUGAUCAAGAGUGCCCACAUCGAUUUAGUAAACAUAUCACAUGUUCUAAUCUCUACUCUUGGCCCUGUCCGAGAGCCAGGGCCAGCUUCCCAGUGUGCUAGUUCCACAGUGCUGGUUGCCUGAUCACUCCACUCCUAGCAUCUGUGUGUAACAUGUUGGGGGACCCGGCGCCAGCCGUCCUCUUAAUCCUAAUCCCUGCCGGCCAGAGCUGUAAUCUGGGAGAGGGGGCGCAGGAGAUGAGACAUGAUGUUAUUGAGACCAU
This is a messenger RNA of Gadus chalcogrammus (walleye pollock), 6135 nucleotides long. It is a transcript of the gene smarcc1a, whose product is annotated as SWI/SNF related, matrix associated, actin dependent regulator of chromatin, subfamily c, member 1a. Gene Ontology annotation, biological process: positive regulation of DNA-templated transcription. The record is from RefSeq and is a predicted model, not a curated record. Gene Ontology annotation, molecular function: histone binding; nucleosomal DNA binding. Gene Ontology annotation, cellular component: nBAF complex; npBAF complex; SWI/SNF complex. NCBI's taxonomy places the organism in Eukaryota, Metazoa, Chordata, Actinopteri, Gadiformes, Gadidae. The coding region runs from base 45 to 3302 and encodes 1085 amino acids. The transcript is spliced from 27 exons.